Eutrema salsugineum is the source of this 941-nucleotide messenger RNA. RefSeq names its product 60S ribosomal protein L10a-2. Gene Ontology annotation, biological process: translation. Gene Ontology annotation, molecular function: RNA binding; structural constituent of ribosome. Gene Ontology annotation, cellular component: large ribosomal subunit. The transcript has 6 exons. The record is from RefSeq and is a predicted model, not a curated record. NCBI's taxonomy places the organism in Eukaryota, Viridiplantae, Streptophyta, Magnoliopsida, Brassicales, Brassicaceae. Bases 104 to 754 code for a protein of 216 amino acids.
CCUCUUUCCUCAUAUAAAAUCUUCAGCCGCCUCGAAAGCAAAAUAGGGCUUCAGCUGCUUCACCUUUCAGGGUCAGAGAUUCGUGAACUGAGAGAAACCCAAGAUGAGUAAGCUUCAGAGUGAGGCUCUUAGAGAAGCCAUCACAACUGUCAAGAGCAAAUCUGAGGAUAAGAAACGUAACUUUGUGGAGACAGUGGAGCUUCAGAUUGGUCUGAAGAACUAUGACCCACAAAAGGACAAGCGUUUCAGUGGUUCUGUCAAGCUCCCACACAUUCCUCGCCCGAAAAUGAAGAUCUGUAUGCUUGGAGAUGCCCAGCAUGUUGAAGAGGCUGAGAAGAUGGGACUAGACUAUAUGGAUGUUGAGGCUUUGAAGAAGCUCAACAAAAACAAGAAGCUUGUUAAGAAGCUUGCUAAGAAGUACCAUGCUUUCUUGGCUUCUGAAUCCGUCAUUAAGCAGAUUCCCCGUCUUCUUGGUCCUGGUCUUAACAAGGCAGGAAAGUUCCCAACUCUGGUGAGCCAUCAAGAGUCGUUGGAAUCAAAGGUGAAUGAGACGAAAGCAACUGUGAAGUUCCAGUUGAAGAAAGUUCUGUGUAUGGGUGUUGCUGUUGGUAACCUUUCCAUGGAAGAGAAGCAGCUCUUUCAGAACGUGCAGAUGAGCGUCAACUUUCUUGUCUCGCUAUUGAAGAAGAAUUGGCAAAACGUAAGGUGUUUGUACUUGAAGAGCACCAUGGGACCACCACAAAGGAUCUUUUGAGCUAUCUACUCCAUCAGUCCAACUUCGAGUUUUGCUUUGUGUUUUUUUUUUUCAGAGAUCUUGUGCUUCUUGAGAUAUGGUUUGGAAUGAUAUUAUUAGCAGAAUUCAAGUGCUAGUUUGCUUUUUGGUAGACGAUAUAUGCAAUGUCCUACAAUAUUUACAAUUCAAUUUUAUCCAUCUACUAUCU